AAAUCGCAUUCAUUCAUAGAUUUCAGAUUAGUGUUUGGAAAACUGUCGGCUGAGUUAUAGAUAUUAAAAAAAAAGUAAUCGCUAAGCGGCAGGUUGUGUUGUGCAUCGCUACGCAGAAUUUAACUAAUUAUUGAAAGACUUCGCAAAGGCAAUGCAAUAGUGAUUUCGUAAAUCGGCAUUUGUUUUGUUUUGAUUUCGAACUUCUUUUCGCCACAUAUCUCAUACAUAUAUUCGCGUAUCUUUCAAGUGUAUCUUUUAUUUAGGCAAUUUAUCCGUGCUUGACGUUUUGUUGUAAAUGUCAGCGUAACGAAAUUGAAAGAAAAAUAAACGAAAAGCAAAAAACGCAUGUAAAAUAAAAAUUAAAAAAUAACAUCAGAAUCUGCUUAACUGGUGAUUUGACCAAUUGCAUUUAAGUGUUUUGGGGUUAAAAUUUACUUACAUACCUUGCACUACGGCAAAAGAUAAUCAAAAACUAAACUAUUGGAACUGGAAAAUCGAUACAUAGAAUAAAUUAAUUUUACUAACCACUACUGCCGUGGUUAGGGCUCCGUUGCAGUGAUGGACGACGAGUUCAAGCUCUGCUGGAAGAAUUUCCAGGACAAUAUUGCUAGUGGAUUUCAAAACUUAUAUGAUCGAGGGGAUUUGGUUGAUGUCACACUUGCCUGCGAUGGAAAAUUGCUGCACGCACAUAAAAUUGUACUUGCGAUAUGUAGUCCAUACUUUCAAGAAAUUUUUAUAACCAAUCCCUGCAAGCAUCCCAUAAUUAUCCUUAAAGAUGUAACAUUUAAUAUCAUGUGUGAACUUCUAGAAUUCAUGUACCAGGGUGUAGUGAAUGUUAAACACACGGAAUUGCAAUCGUUUAUGAAAAUUGGUCAAUUAUUGCAAAUAAAAGGUCUUGCCACAAAUGUCUCCUCAACAACGGGUUCCACGCCCACUGAUAAGUCGGCUAGUCAAACACAUAAUAACGAUGAGACAAGCAACGUUUGUGCUGAGCUAGAAAACAAUACUAGUGCGAGCGUGAAAACCACACCAAAACGUGAAGCCAUUGGCGAUAAUGCGAAUACAUCGGAAGUGCUGGAAAAUGUAAAAAUUACAAAUCCCAUUUCAAUUAAGUCACAUUCGCCGCCAUCAUCCCCAUCCCCAAUGGGUUUCGAUUCAACUGCCUUGUUAAAUCAACCAAGUUUCAAAAGUUCACCGGAGAACAAUGUGCCACUACAUCAGAGCUAUCAUCACGCAGGUGCGAAUCUCAAACGACAUUCGGAUUUAAAUAGUGAUGCACUGUCAAUCUACUCGCGCAAACAAUUUCGCCGUUCGAUAGCAUCAGCCGAACACAAUACCGAUCAUAGUGACAGUGCUGAUGCGGACGCUGAUUCCGACUACUUUAUUUCAUCCUUACCACAUCUGGCCACAAACUCGUCGGCAGCGGCUGCGGCGGCAGCAUUUAGAGGCACUUUUAAUCCUGCUGCCUUCGGAUUCGAUUACAAUUUGUACAAAGGUAGUGGUGCUACUGGUGUGACUGGAAGUGGCAUAGGUGGCGUUUGUGGCAGCAAUACGGCUGGUAGUAGCGGGCAGGAAUAUCCAAAUGAUUUGCAUAUUCCAAGUGAUUAUUCGAAGAAUUUCGGAAACCAUGUGGACAUUCCGCCAAAUAGCAGCAAUGUGGUGAUGCUCUCUUCCACGUCUCUGUUGCACGGUAAUUGCGUGUUUAACCGAAACAACACUGUGGCUACUCAACAAGGCAUGAAAACUUAUUGGCUCUGCAAGUCCUAUCGCAUUAGUAUGUGCCGAGCGCGUUGCAUAACGCAUCAGGGACGCGUCAUAUCAGCGACAGGAGUGCAUAACCAUCCACCACAUAUGAGAGGUAGUGGACCAGGUGGCGGUGGAGCUGGCAAUGGCGCAUCCGGAGGAAAUCUGAGUGGAAGUACGAGUGGCGCCGGGUUUUCUAUCGAUGCCAAUGUUCAGCAAUCGACCUCAGUGCCAAGCUCUAUCUCACCUUCAAUUAGUUUAAAUUCGAUUAAUAUGUCCGGCACACUACUGCCCGGCGGCAAUAAUGCUGCAAGCGGUAUGAAUGCUGUCACAGGAACACGGCUACAUCAUACGACCGUGAGCAGUGUCAUUGGUGCAUCUAUGUAUCAACCACAUAACUCCAUGCAUAAUUCUCCCUCACAACAACUGCAGUUGCAUCAAAAUCAACAGCAACAACAACAGAUGCAACACCAGCACCAGCAACAACCGCUGCAUUCAGUAGGUGGCUCUAUAUCUCCGCCCCCAAUCGGGGCGAGUUUAAUGAGUUCUCCGCAUGGGCGCACCCAUUGUUCUCAGUCGGCUACUAGUCUCUUAAUGUCGCAUAACUCGACUGCCGAUAGCGGGAGCAGUCACAUCAAUUUGCAUCAUCAUCAUCACCAUCAUCCCCAUCACCACCAACAACAUGUGAUUGGCAGUUCAGGAAACGGCCAAGGAUCAAACCGCAUUAUACAGAAUCUAUUGCAUAGUGCGAAUGCAUCAAAUGUUAUGCACCAUAGUCACCAUUCCCAACUGCCACAUACCAUGGCGCACUUGACGCAACAUCAGCAUCACUCGAAUUCGCACGAACAAUUAUCUCAACAACAUCAACCGCAUUUAGAGAUAACGCCGCUAAUGCAAUCACCGCCACUCCCACCACCACCAACGCUUCAUCUGCAAAGUCCAUCGAAUCAAAGUAAUCAGUCGCAACACGGCAGUGGUGGUGCAAAUUCGCUCAGCUCACCUUUAACAACAACACCAGUGAUAGCUUCCAGCAGUAGCACACUAAAAUCGCCAGCGCAAACGAGUCUGAGCGACGAAGCGAUCUGUGUGUCGGAGGUGCAAUCUCAUCAGUCACAUUCAGCGCAUUUGAGCGGCGGCGGUGAGCAACAACAGCAUCUGCUGAGCCACCAUGGCGCAACACUGUCGCCGUCCGAAUUAAAUUCGAAUACUGCCGUAUCCUCACAUUCAAAAGACGGCACGAGUGAGGCUCAACAUCAAGCUCACGUCAUUGACUCCAUAACGAUAUCACCAGCCGAAGGACAUAAUUUCAAAAUGGAAGAUAUGUAACUACUAAGUUCCUUAACGGCUCAUUUUGAAUGCAGCAAAACUUUAGAUUGACUCACAAUCAGAAUAUACAGUGCGUUCAAAUACGCACCGCACCGAGCAACUUU
Rhagoletis zephyria (snowberry fruit fly) is the source of this 3173-nucleotide messenger RNA. RefSeq names its product broad-complex core protein isoforms 1/2/3/4/5-like. Gene Ontology annotation, molecular function: protein binding. Gene Ontology annotation, cellular component: nucleus. The record is from RefSeq and is a predicted model, not a curated record. Gene Ontology annotation, biological process: regulation of transcription by RNA polymerase II. NCBI's taxonomy places the organism in Eukaryota, Metazoa, Arthropoda, Insecta, Diptera, Tephritidae.